Molecule: messenger RNA, 3052 nt
Organism: Phragmites australis (common reed)
Lineage: Eukaryota; Viridiplantae; Streptophyta; Magnoliopsida; Poales; Poaceae
Product: pentatricopeptide repeat-containing protein At3g49710
Exons: 3
Coding region: 40-2205 (721 amino acids)
Biological process (GO): RNA modification
Molecular function (GO): zinc ion binding; protein binding; RNA binding
Source: RefSeq, a predicted model, not a curated record
AGCUGGCCUGUGGCUAUCUGCUAGGUGUGCCAUGCCUGGAUGGCCCUUAGUUGCGCCCGUGGCCUGGGCGCGGCGGUGGAGGCCCAGUUCGUGGCCCGCCUCGGGUCCAGCGCGGCCGCCGGCGACCUGCGCUCCGGCGCCGCCCUUCACGCUCGGUACGCCAAGUCGCACGUCCCGCCCACAACUUUCCUCGCCAACCACCUGCUGCUCUUCUACUCCCGCCUCGACCUACCAGCGCUCGCCCGUCGCCUGUUCGACGAAAUGCCGCGCCCUAACGUCUUCUCCCACAAUGCGCUCCUCGCCGCGCACGGCCGCGCGCGCGACCCGCGCCUCGCCGCCGCGCUCUUCUCCCGCAUCCCCGACCCGGACGUCGUCUCCUACAACACGCUCCUUGCCGCCUUCGCGUCCGCCAGUCUCGCCGCGGACGCCCUCCGGCUGUUCAUGAGCAUGCGGCGUGGGGACCUUCCUGUUGAUGGCUUCACCGUGUCGUCUGUCAUCUCGGCUGUGACCAGCAUUGCUGCUGUGGCCCAGCUGCAUGCUUUUGCGGUCGUUUCUGGUCUCAAUGCGUAUGUCUCCGCCAAGAACUCCUUGAUGAGUGGGUAUGGCAAGGGAGGGCUCUUGGAAGAGGCCGAAAGGAUGUUUGCUGAUAUGGGUGACAAUGAGAGGAACCAUGUGUCAUGGAACUGCAUGAUUGCUGUAUAUGGGCAACAUGGACAUGGCCGGAAGGCUAUGGAGCUGUUCCAGGACAUGGCAAGGCGGGGUUUAACUGCAGACGCUUGCACUCUGGCCAGCGUGCUGUCAGCAUUCGCCACAGCACAGGACUUGGAUGCUGGAAUGGAACUCCAUGGAAGGCUGAUCAAGAGUAAGUUCACUCAAGAUCCGCAUGUGGCGAGUGGCCUCGUUGAUGUGUAUGCCAAAUGUGGUAGUAUUAAGGACGCAUGGAAGGCAUUCAGUGAGGUUCACAAGCCUGAUCUGGUGCUGUGGAACACACUUAUAUCUGGAUACUCGUUGCACGAGAAGUUCUCUGAGGAGGCACUCCUUUGCUUUCGUACAAUGCAAAGAGCUGGAUUUUGCCCAGAUGAUUGCAGCUUUGUCUGCGUGAUCAGUGGAUGCUCCAACAUGUCAUCACCAUCACAAGGGCAGCAGCUACAUGCACUGGUGAUCAAGUCCGAUAUACAAAGUAACCAGAUUUCUGUUCACAACGCAAUGAUCACACUGUAUUCGAGAUGUGGAAAGGUGGUCGAGGCCAAGAUGUUGUUUGACAGGAUGAUAGAGAGGACCACUGUGUCAUACAAUUCCAUUAUCGCAGGCCUUGCACAACAUGGACAUGCUAUUGAAGCACUCAAGCUCUUCGAAGACAUGCUGAAUUCAGAAUAUGAACCAACAGGUAUUACCUUCAUUUCAGUGUUGUCAGCAUGUGCUCACACCGGAAAAGUCGAUGAAGGCUGGGAUUAUUUCAACUCAAUGAAGCAGAAAUAUGGCAUUGACCAUUGUGAAGAACACUAUGCUUGCAUGAUUGACCUACUUGCCCGUGCGAAGAAGUUUGAGGACGCUGAGAAGAUGAUAAUGAAAAUGCCUUUUAGCCUUAGUUCCAUUGGAUGGACUUCCUUGCUUGGUGCUUGCAGGACACAUGGAAAUAUGGAGCUCGGAGCAAGAGCAGCCAAAGAGAUACUCCAUUUGAGUCCUUCCAGUGCAUCAGCACCUGUCGUGCUCUCAAACAUGUAUGCUAGUGCUGGCAAGUGGGAAGAGGCUGCAAAAAUAAGGAAGCUCAUGAAAGAUCGGGGGAUUAGAAAGAAGCCUGGCUGCAGUUGGAUAGAGCUUGGAAGAAUAGUUCAUGUAUUUGUUGCCAAUGAUGUCUCACAUCCUAGAAUCAAAGAGGUAUACACAUUAUUGGAGUCCAUGUCACAGAAAAUGAGGCUUGCAGGCUAUGUGCCAGAUGUGAAAUGGGCCUUGGCAAAAGAUCAAGCAGCUGAAGGGGAAACGAGAUUGAGGCAUCAUAGCGAAAAGCUUGCUGUAGCCUUUGGUUUAAUUAACACGAAAGAAGGAGAACCUAUACUUGUGAUGAAAAACCUACGGAUAUGUGGAGACUGUCAUAAUGCCAUCAAGAUCAUCUCUGCUAUAACUAACAGGGAGAUCACAGUCAGAGAUGCACACCGGUUCCAUUGCUUUAGCGAUGGAAACUGCUCCUGUGGAGAUUAUUGGUGAAAAGUUUACUCCUGAAUUUCAUGAGUAACAAACUGCUGUUUUUUUCCGGUCAUAACUCCUGUUGAGAUCAGUUAUGGUGAUCAAACACUUGAAGGACUGGCGAAUCGUGAUUGCUUAAAUAGUCUUAAAGGAGCAUGAGGUCUUGCAUGAAGAAUGAAGUGUUCCUGGAGUUGGACAGAACUGUAAAAAUGCACUUCUGCUUUUUUAUUCUAGUAGCGCUCCCAACUGAGAUGAGUUUGGUGGACAUUGCAUCCCCACAACAAUAGAUUGCUGUGGCACUGCUCAUGGUGACCUGCGGCCAGGGCAGGAUCAAUGCGAUCCUCAGUUGACCAUCAUUACCACUAGCGAGGACACCUCAUACCUUUCCUGACAUGCUUCCUUAGUAGCAUGAUCUAUAGCAAUAGCCAUUUUAUGGAUCAUCUUUCGUUUCUGUUGCGAGAGUUUUGGAAGGGGGGGGGGGGGGUAAGCUUGGUUGUUUUUCUGCUCCUAUAAUGGGACUAGCCGACUAGGAGCUGAUUUGGAGUCUCAUACUUCUACAUAAGGUGGGUGCAUGGAGCGUGGAAAUUCGGAACGCCCUUAUCGCCUCUGUGAUUCUGUGAGGUGUGCAUAUAAAUCUAUAGUGCUAUACUUUGGUUUGGUUGAGUCAGUGUAAGCAUUAAUUAGUCCAAACUGACUACUGGUUUGUUCAGUGAACACCGAAUAUUUAGAUGCAAUCUGGCAAUAGUUGAGUAAGCUGAAUUUGAUGAGAAAUUCACAAGAUAUCAGGUAUACUGAUGUUCAUGUAUUCACUCUCCCUAUGUUUCUAUUGCUCGUUUUUAUCUUAAGCAUUGGCUAAUAUUAUGAAUGA